CUUCCAUCUACAUUCAACCAAUGCCUUCAUAUAUAACCUUUUCAUCUCGAAGAUGCCCACCAGUUCUCAUCCCUCUUCUCCGCCUCAUAACCCUAAUAUCCAUACCUACCGCCCACCCUAAACACCUUCAUUCUUAAUCCUCACCCACCCCAUCUGAACCAUCAUGUCCAGCCAAAUCCCCCUCAACACCGAAACACGAACCACCUUCUACACCGGAAGAAGGACCCCUAUCCAAACCGAAGUCCCCCUCCGACCAGAAACAUCUCCUCCCCCUCCUCCUCCAUCACCAGAUUCUCCCACCACCUACCCCAAGCCGAGAGCCCCCUACCCAUCCUGGAAAAUCAGCCACGUCUGGUUCCACCUCCCCCCAGGCGCCCAAGACUUCCACGACAACACCUGGCCACCAUACCGCCACGGGCUCUGGAUCGAGCACGGCCCCGCAGGCCGCGGCCACCUGCACCACGUCGUGGGCAAUUCUUCAGACCGGGAAGGCCUAAUCUACGCCGUCAAACACUUCAAGCACCCUAUCACUAACGAACCCACGUACGAGGGCGAGACCGUUAUCGGCUAUCUCAGCCCAGAACGCUAUCCGGAUCUCAAGCAGGCGUUCUUGACAUGUCAGCCUCCGUUGCAGCAGAAGAAGUACAACAGGCGGACGGAUGUCACGGAACCGUUUGGGAUUACCGAGGAUGGUCAGACGGUGUUUUAUAGCCAGUAUAGGCUGGAGAACUUCAUGUUUCCGCCGUUGAAGCUGGAUCGGUACUUUGUUAAGUUGCAGUUGUUGGAGAAGGUUAGGGAGAUGAAGUUGAGUAGGAGCCAGGCCGGGGAUUAUGUCGUUCUUAGUGGGUUUUUUCCGGCUGAGGAGUGGGAUGAGCCAGAGGAGUUGGGGGUGGGUUCUGCUGGGGAGGGGAGUGGGUGA
Molecule: messenger RNA, 919 nt
Organism: Aspergillus vadensis CBS 113365
Lineage: Eukaryota; Fungi; Ascomycota; Eurotiomycetes; Eurotiales; Aspergillaceae
Exons: 1
Coding region: 164-919 (251 amino acids)
Source: RefSeq, a predicted model, not a curated record